Molecule: messenger RNA, 936 nt
Organism: Fulmarus glacialis (Northern fulmar)
Lineage: Eukaryota; Metazoa; Chordata; Aves; Procellariiformes; Procellariidae
Gene: XKR8
Product: XK, Kell blood group complex subunit-related family, member 8
Exons: 2
Coding region: 73-936 (287 amino acids)
Biological process (GO): engulfment of apoptotic cell; apoptotic process involved in development; phosphatidylserine exposure on apoptotic cell surface
Cellular component (GO): plasma membrane
Source: RefSeq, a predicted model, not a curated record
UGCCUCCACGCUCUGAAGGUGGGCUGGAAGGUGUGCUGGGCGAAGGCAGAGGAGGAGGAGGAGCAGAGCCACAUGGCCUUCCUCUCCCACGACAUCAGCAUGCUGCGCCUCUUCGAGACCUUCCUGGAGAACACCCCACAGCUCACCCUGCUCCUCUACGUUAUCCUGCGGACAAACAAGGCAGAGCCCUCCCAGGGACUGGGGAUCUGCACUGCGUUCCUGUGUGUAACCUGGUCUCUACUGGACUACCACCAGUCCCUGCGCUCCUUCUUGCAGGACAAGUACGAGCUGAGCCUGGGCUCCUCCAUCGUCUACUUCCUGUGGAACCUCUUCCUCAUCUGCCCCCGCAUCCUCACAGUCGCCCUCUUUGCCCUGCUCUGGCCCUACGGCGUGGCUGUCCACUUCCCGCUCGUGUGGCUGGCCAUGUUCCUCUGGGUCAGCCUGCAGGGCACGGACUUCAUGGAGUCGCCUGGCCCCGAGCAGCUCUACCGGGCCAUGGUGGCCGUGAUCCUCUACUUCAGCUGGUUCAAUGUGGCGCAGGGGAGGACGCUGUACCGCAGCAUCAUCUAUCAUGGCUUCAUCCUGGUGGACAGCACGCUGCUGGCCCUGUCCUGGCUCUGGUGCCGGUCCCCCUCUGACGAGCACUCGUACCUCAUCCCGGUGGUCUCCGCCGCCCUGCCCUGCUACCUGCUGGGGCUGGUGCUGAGAGUCACCUACUACAAGUGGCUGCACCCCAAUGUGCGGGCGCAGCAAGAAGGCGGCUACGAUGAGGUGGAUGCCAAUGGGAGGAGUGACGGGCUGGAGUUUCACUCGCUCUCGGUGCCAGACCUCGUGAACAGGCGGAUGUGGUGGCUGGCCCAGACCCAGUUCCCCAUCUCCCGGCCGGCAGGGCAGCACUUCUUGAAUGGGGCUGCUGCUGUUGAGUCUGCUGUCUGA